AUGACAAGAACCAACAAAUGGACUGUUCAUGAAAAGAAAGUAGAACCAAAGUGGUUCACCCACCAUGGCCCUGUCGACUCCGAUCCCACAAAGGUAAAGAAGGAAGGCGCUGGUAAAAACAAUUGGGGCCAGCCUGGCGAUGAGUUGCAAAAAGAAGACUUCAAUUUCUUCAACAAGUCGCAGAGAAGAAACUCCAAUCACUCAGAAAACGAGGAAAAGAUG
Scheffersomyces stipitis CBS 6054 is the source of this 222-nucleotide messenger RNA. RefSeq names its product Stf2p (gene STF2). The transcript has a single exon. Lineage: Eukaryota; Fungi; Ascomycota; Pichiomycetes; Serinales; Debaryomycetaceae. The record is from RefSeq and is a predicted model, not a curated record. The annotation marks the transcript as partial.